UUGUUUCCUAAAAUGGAAAUGAGAACCUUUAUAUGGGACGUCCAAAAAAGAAAAGUCGAAACCUUCUAAUGGGACGGAGGGAGUAUUACAUAUAAGCAAAAAGGAAAAGGAAAAUAGUCAAAUAAGCCCUCCUGCUACUCCAAAAAUGUCAAUUAAACCCCUCAACAAAAAACACUCGAUCAAACCUAUGCACUCAAAAAAAAAUCUCAAAUUGGCUUUUUAGCCUGUAACCUUCCCGUUCCCGGUAAACUGCUAACGUGUGAUAUGAUGUGGCUUUUUAAAACAAAUUCUCUUUCUUUUACUUUUUCUUUCCCAUCCCCUUUUCUUUUCGUUCUCUUUCUGGUUACUUCCUCUUGCGGGGUCAACCGUCGUCUUUCUUCCUCGCAAAUCGCAACUCCACUUCUUUCCUCUACAGACUACAGCUCGCAGGCAUUUCAGACGAGCUCUGUUUCUAUCAUGAAUAUGGUGAACGACUCACGCACAUUUGAGGACCACAGAGACGUUGAGUGCAUGGGUUUGAUUGGGUGUUUUUUUAGUUGGGGGGUUUUUGGAGUAGUAGGGGAGGGGGCUUAUUAGACCCAUAACCGGCGGUUGAUGGAGCACGCUACUUCACCUCAUUGCUUG
Molecule: messenger RNA, 624 nt
Organism: Cuscuta europaea
Lineage: Eukaryota; Viridiplantae; Streptophyta; Magnoliopsida; Solanales; Convolvulaceae
Source: the annotation of a GenBank genome assembly